Penicillium oxalicum is the source of this 516-nucleotide messenger RNA. RefSeq lists its product as uncharacterized. The transcript is spliced from 2 exons. The coding region runs from base 1 to 516 and encodes 171 amino acids. The record is from RefSeq and is a predicted model, not a curated record. Lineage: Eukaryota; Fungi; Ascomycota; Eurotiomycetes; Eurotiales; Aspergillaceae.
AUGGAUCCACCUACGAAAGUGUUGCCAGUUGCAGAACUUUGUGAUUCCCAGCCGGGCCCGUGCGGAAAGGAGCCCCGCCAAGUUUCGCCCUCAGAUGCCGAAUCGCCCUGUCUAUCUCAAAUUGCGGACGACGAUAAACAUCAUUUAGCGGUAGAGCUAUUCCAACCGGUGCUUGAUACACUAGAGCGCCUGGAACGGGAGGACCCGAAACUUGCUUUUCAGGCAGUGAGACUGGUGGGGUUGUAUCGCUGCUUGUGGGGGUCGUGCGUCUCUAAACAUGUCGAUAAUCAGCGACUCGAAGAGGCCAAUCAAGUGAUGCGCGCCGAAAAUACCCAGCUUUGUCAAGAGGGGGAGUAUCUUAAACGUCGAGAGGAGGACCAGGUCGCCCGUCUAGUCUCAUUUGAGCGGUCCAUGGACGAGGUGCGGCAAGGUCUGCUUGGGGUGCUUAAAGACUGGAAUGCUUGUUCGACAGGGGUGUUGGCAGGAAAUUCGCAAGAAACACCGAAAGAUCAUUGA